GUUUGGCUGGUGGGAAAAUGUGGGUUGCUAAUUAAAAGUCGCCUUGAAUCUAAUAAUCUAGGGUGUGGGAAUUUCCGGUAAUAUUUUUUCUUGGGAACCAAACAGUAGAAAAUAUCUUAUUCUAUUUUCUUCUUUUCCAAAAUUUUAAUUAAUUAAUUUUUUUUUGGCAGAGAUUGAGAACCCAGCUCGCGCCUGGGUUCGUUGCCAACCCAGUCUCGCGAGCUUGGUUCAUCUUGGGUUCACGAAGAAGAUGAGGAUAGAAAUAGGAAAUGAAAAGAUAAAGGGAAACAAUGAUUUUUUUCUUUUAAUUAUUUUAAGACCUAUUUUUUUUUUUUAUCAACAAAAUAAUAGAGAUUUGAUUAUAUAGAGUACAAUGGAGGAUGGACUAAUCCCGUAGCAAAAAAACACGGUCUUUUUUCUAUAGUUUCCAUUCCACCUUACAACUGUCAAAACUGAAACGGAGCAAAAAAAAUGGGAGCAGUAGCGGCACCAUGGAAGCAGCUUCUCCUCAACGCACUGGACUCCAAUUCUCACCUCAAGCACUCCUCCUUCUUCCAGCUCGCGACAGUCGGAUCUAACGGAAGGCCUUCGAAUCGGACUGUCGUUUUCCGAGGAUUUCAAGAGAACAGUGACAAUAUCCAAAUUAACACCGAUACUAGAAGUCGCAAGAUAGAAGAGCUGAAAAAAUGUCCCUUUGCUGAGAUAUGUUGGUAUUUUACUGAAUCUUGGGAGCAAUUCCGGAUCAGUGGAAGAAUUGAUGUUAUUGAUGGCUCGAAUCCAGAUUCUGUGAAACUUCAGCAAAGAGAGAAAGCCUGGUUUUCUACUUCUGUUAAAUCACGGCUGCAAUAUCUGGGGCCUAAUCCAGGUCUUCCCUGUAUAAGUGAGCAACCAAUUCAGGAUCUUUCUAUAGAUUCCUCUACAGGCCCAGUCGGUGCUUUUUGCUUGUUGGUUCUAGAUCCAGAUCAGGUUGAUUAUUUGAAUUUGAAGAGUAACCAAAGGGUAGAGUUUGCAUCCAGAUUAGAUGCAACUGGAGCAAAAUGUUGGACUUCUGAGAGAAUCAACCCAUAACCUUUACUCUGUCUCCUAAAACCAUCGUGUGAACCCGUGAGUUGUGCCCUUGAAGCCAUUUAAUGGAGCCUUUGUGAUUCAUUACAAACCCUUCAAUUUCUUGCAUAAACUCUUUGUUUCACUUCUAGAAUUUUUUUUUUUUUUGAACAUCGGUUAAUGAUGGGUUAUAGGAGUAACCCUUUCUUUUCCUUAAAUCCUUCUUCACCUAACUUAAGGAUCGAAUUUGAAAUCUCAAACUCUUAACCCCUUAAGAGUCUUCACUCCUAGAAUUGAAGGGCUCAAAUGUAUGACAAAAAGGUUAGUUACUUUUUUUUCCCCUCUUUUUCUGGUAAGGGCAAGAUAUGGACAAUGCAAUCAGAUUCAUGAUAAAUUCAAGAGAAAAUAAUAAAAACUGCUAAUUAUUUUGCAUACCUCUUUGAAGUCAAUUGUGUCGGCAAAGCCAUUGCAAUGUGUCUUUGAUCUGACAUUUUACUGGAGAUGUAAACUGUUUUGCACUUAUGAAAGCCUCCCACACAAAGCAUCUUGCU
Molecule: messenger RNA, 1595 nt
Organism: Rubroshorea leprosula
Lineage: Eukaryota; Viridiplantae; Streptophyta; Magnoliopsida; Malvales; Dipterocarpaceae
Source: the annotation of a GenBank genome assembly